Messenger RNA from Anisakis simplex (herring worm), 1032 nucleotides. The record is from the annotation of a GenBank genome assembly. Lineage: Eukaryota; Metazoa; Nematoda; Chromadorea; Rhabditida; Anisakidae.
AUGAUGGAAUUGGCGAAACGUUUACUGAUCGAGGCUGGUGGUAGUCAAAAUACAGUGAUCUUCAAUGCAUCGCAAAAUAUUGCUGGUCAGAAUAACGCUCAGCACAACGGUCCUCAUCGACAGUUGCAUAUUUGCUCAUUUUUGAUCGGUCUUUAUGCGCUUGGAUUGAAUAAUUUGGUAUCAACAAGUUGGCAGACUCGCACGUACAGUACGAAUGUUAGCUGGAUACAUGGACAAGCGAUUGAAAUUGGUAAUCUUCCUUUUUUCAUCUCUCUGAAAGGUUACACAGCCAUCAAGAUCGUUGAACGCGUUUGGGAGUCACAUCUCACCCCAACAGAAGUUGCGGCACUUGCUGAUAAGGCAAGUCAGAGUCGUGAUCCAGGUAUGGUUGAGGCAGCAGCUAAGUUAGCACUUAGCGUGCUUCCGAAAGCAUAUGCGCUGACGGCAGCCGAAAGUCAAAAGGCAUUGCAUCAGUGCAAAGAGCAAAGUUCUGAAAUGCUCGAGAAGGCAUGCAAAGCUGUCGAGCAAGUUGGUGAUCUUGAAGCGGCUGAGAAGGAUGGUGUUUAUCCGGAAGUAUUGUUCAAAGUUGCCCGUCAUUGGUAUGAGUUAUUCUGUGAAAGUGAAACAAAUGCUCAGCAACAACCAGUCACCACAGCGAAUUCCCUCACAAAUACGCCUCUACAAUCUCAAUCGCCUGUUGCACAAUUCCCACCAAAUAUCACUCAAACGCAAUCUGGCGGUGAAACGCUACCUCCACAAUUACAUCAGGUUUUUUAUCCUACGAACGGUACUAUGCUGCAGAUACCGCAGAUGCAGUUCACUCAACUUUCGCUUGCCCAGCAACUUCCCUUCCAACAAGCAUCCUAUUAUCGUUUUCCACCUCAACAUCCCUCAGCCACUCAACAUCCGUCUGCGUUGUCUCAUCGAUCCGCAUCUCUUUUCAUGCAACCGAUCAACACCGCUCAACAGCAACAACAACAACAACAACAACAACUUAUCAUGCCUUAUGGACCACGGUACUUCAUUUACUGA